AUAUAUACUUUAGCCACAUCAGGUAAUUCCGUUAUUUUUAUUUAAGGAAACAAUGAAAACCAUUUAUGAUUAAUUUAUGGUUAGUUUAAUAAAAAGUUUAUUAUAUAUUUAUAUGGACCAAUAUAUUUUUUAAAGGAUUCUAAAAAUGAUUGUGGUGAUGACAUGUGACUACAAAAAUAUGUUGUAAUGAUUCUCUUUUAAUAUAUAAGAUAUUUGUAACUUACAACCUUCCCUGUAGCUUUCUAUAAAUUUCCCAAGCAAAACACUUUCUUUCAAAGAAUUAUCUAUACGAUGGAUCACUUAAAUACAAACUUUACCGCAUCCAUGAUCGAGGCUCUCAUGAAUUCUCCCUCUUCCGAUUCCUGGCCGCCACUCUCUCCGGCGAAUCCCAGCCCGGACAGUGCUCUCCAGAAGCGGUUACAAGCUGUGUUAAAUGGAACACACGAAGCUUGGACCUACGUCAUUUUCUGGACACCGUCGUACUACGACUUUUCCGGCGACUCGGUGCUCAAAUGGGGAGACGGAAUUUACAAAGGCGAAGAAGCUGAUAAGACUCGGCGGAGGAGGAGGACGGUGGCGGAGAAUGAGCACCGCAGUACCAUUUUGCGGGAGCUUAGCUCGAUGAUCUCCGACGAAGCUUUGCUAGUGAUGGGGGACGAAGACGAUCUGGAAGUUUCGGAUCCAUCGUGGUUUUAUUUGACUUCGAUGACGGUUAGCUUCGGUAGUGGGUCCGGGUUACCGGGUAAGGCGUUCGCUACAUAUAAACCAGUUUGGGUAACCGGGUCGGAUCAUAUAAUGGGGUCGGGUUGUGAUCGUGCUAAAAAGGGUGGUGAUUUAGGGUUGCAAACCAUCGUAUGUAUUCCUUUGGAUAACGGAGUGUUGGAGCUAGGAUCCACCGCGGAGAUCCAACAAACCCCGGAUCUUUUUAAUAAGAUCCGAGUCGUUUUUAGUUUCGAAGGAUCCAGAGAUUUUUCGGGUGACCCGAAUUCAAACUCCUUCCCGCUUUUCUCAACUCAGUUAGAUAACGGUGGUGGUUCAAGUACCGUAACCUUUAGCCCGUAUCCUGGUCCAUUUUAUCCACAAAUCCUGAAUACUUUAUCUCAGGAAAUAAAUUUCAACACGUUAGAGGGAGAUCACUCCGGCGAAAUACAUAGUACGAACCGGAAUGCUUAUCCCGGUCAGAUACAAAACGAUGACGGGCACAUUGAUGAUUUCGUUCACUCUGACAUAGAAGCUACCGUGGCGCCGGAUAACAAACGGAAAAAGAAACGCGGGAGAAAACUUGCAAACGGUAGGAAAGAGCCGUUGAAUCACGUACAAGCGGAGCGGUUGAGACGCGAGAAGCUAAACAUGCAAUUUUAUGCGUUACGAGCGACUGUGCCAAACGUAUCAAAGAUGGACAAAGCAUCGUUGCUAGGAGACGCGAUUUGUUACAUCAACGAGCUGAAAUCGAGGGCGGAAAACGCGGAAUCAAAGAAAAACGCGAUUCAAAUGGAGCUCAACAAACUUAGAGAGGAGAUCGCUGGACGAAACGCGGUCUCCAGCGUCUGUAGGGGCGAGGGAAACGCAUCGGAGAAUGAAACGGCUAAUAUUGACGUGAAGAUUCUUGGUUGCGAUGCGAUGGUUAGGUUGGAAUCGAGCAAGAGAAAUCAUCCUGCAGCGAGACUGAUGAAUGCGUUUAUGGAUUUGGAUGUUGAGUUGAAUCAUGCUAGCAUUUCGGUGAUUCAUGAUCUUAUGAUUCAACAAGCUACGGUGAAGAUGGGAUCGAGAAUGUACACGCAAGACCAGCUUCGGGCCAUGUUGGUCUCCAAAAUUAAUUAGGGAUAUGUUUUUGAGAAUGUUGUGAUUCUUCUCGUGAAUUUACAAACCUAAACACUCAACAUUGGUAAGAAUAUUUGUGGUUUUAAAGAUCGAGUUUGGGUUUCCAUAUUUAUCGGCGCCUCGGGGGUGGUGGUGCAUCUUUUAAACUCCAAAAUAGUAUACCUCACGAUCGGUACGUAAAGAGAAGAUUGAUUUGGUCUUACGUAACUUGAGGACACGUAUAAGAUUUAAAACACUAAAAACAACAUUAUUUCUUUUAACGUUGUUGCAUGAAUCUUAAAAUGGUAUCUCAACAACUCAUUAAAUUAUUUUAGCAAAAAAACAACUAAUUAAAUAAGAAAUAAUAUUAUAAUAUUUUUAGGUAUCGAAAACCAUUCGAAAUGGAUUUUGCAUCCACUUUUUUUUCAUCCACAUUACGUGGUCUCGUAACAUAUAUAGACAUGUCCAUACUUUUCUAGGAAAACUAUAAAUUAUUGUAAUUUACAUUUGAGAAAUUGAUUGAAAUAUACUAAUUUGCAUACUAUUUUCAAAAAUACAUUAAUAUUUGGGUAUAUUGUUUAGUAAUAAUUAUUUAGGGUUUUAAUAUUUAGGGGUGGAUCUGAUUUAUAAACUUCUAUAUAUAAAUAAUUUUUAAAUAUUUAUCAAUGAUUUAGGAGGGUUAAUUUUAUCUUUUUCAUAAUAAAUUUAUGGUAUUUAUGAAAAUAAUUAUCAUUUAAAGAUAAAUUUGAAAAUCGGUAGUAAAUAGAGAUAAAGUUAGACUUCUUUUAAAUUUUAGCUAUUUUGCAUUUACUUUAUGGAUUUGAAAGAUUUUUCCCACACGAAUUUUUUGAGUAAAAUGUUUUAUAUAAUUAAGUUGAUCAAAAAUUAUUUCAUUCUUUUGUUUUGGUGUAUCAUAAAUACUUAAGCCAUCAAAGCAUCUGAUGAUAUUUAGGUGAAUUUAUAAAGAAUGAAAUGAU
Brassica rapa (field mustard) is the source of this 2777-nucleotide messenger RNA. Its product is annotated as transcription factor bHLH28. Gene Ontology annotation, biological process: regulation of DNA-templated transcription. Lineage: Eukaryota; Viridiplantae; Streptophyta; Magnoliopsida; Brassicales; Brassicaceae. Gene Ontology annotation, molecular function: protein dimerization activity; transcription cis-regulatory region binding; DNA-binding transcription factor activity. The record is from RefSeq and is a predicted model, not a curated record. Gene Ontology annotation, cellular component: nucleus.